AUGUAUUUUCCUGAUAGAAAACAUAAUUUUUUAUCUAACAAUAAGUUAAAACUUUGGUAUAAUAAAAUAUUUUAUCCUGCUUUAAGUCAAAUUUGUCCUAAUGAUGUUUUACAUCAUUAUCCUGCAUCUUUUGAUUCAUUUUUAGUUUUAACUAAAAAACCAUUACAAAAUUCUUAUAUUCAUGAUUGUUUUGGCCUUUCAAAUGAAUAUUUAGAUAAAUCUUUAAAUUUUAUUCUAAAAAACUUUUUGGAUUCAAAUAAUUUUUGGAAAAAUUUAGCAAAAUUUGAUUUGGGGAUUGAAUUUAAUUCUACAAACCUUCCACCUACAUCAGUAUUUUGGAAUAGAAAAACAUCUAUAGAUCUUAUAAAAAAAAUUAGCAAGUCUUUAAAUAUUUAUGAAUGGAUGCAUACAUAUGAUCUUGCUGGUGGUUCUGAUGAUAUUAAUGCAGUAUUUAAUCCUUCAAAAAUACUAAAUGCAUGCAAAACUACUAUUCAAAUAUUAGAUAAUCAUAAAAAUAUUAGUUUUGGUGCAAGAUUAGAGUAUAGAAUAUCAUAUAAAAAUACUAAACCUUUUGCAAAAAAUUUAAUAGAAAUACCUUUAUUUUUACAAACUAAUCCUUUUUAUAUAAUUCCGACUGAAAUUAUGUGCAAUUUUAAAA
Messenger RNA from Dentiscutata erythropus, 658 nucleotides. The record is from the annotation of a GenBank genome assembly. NCBI's taxonomy places the organism in Eukaryota, Fungi, Glomeromycota, Glomeromycetes, Diversisporales, Gigasporaceae.